Molecule: messenger RNA, 942 nt
Organism: Ceraceosorus guamensis
Lineage: Eukaryota; Fungi; Basidiomycota; Exobasidiomycetes; Ceraceosorales; Ceraceosoraceae
Exons: 3
Coding region: 298-807 (169 amino acids)
Source: RefSeq, a predicted model, not a curated record
GGUUGAACAGCCUGCAUAUUGUGGACCGGGGGUCACAACGACAGCACGGCGAGGUGCGUCGCCUAUCGGAACGAGUAGAGCGCUUUGACUUGUCUCUGCUCGGUGCCGCCUCGAUACACGGCGUUGGUCUUCGCCACGGAAUCGUCGGUGACUUGCAAACACCGAAAGACGCUACUUGUCUCGCAGCACGAGGUCGCCUUUUCUUUGUUCAAGGUUCAGUCUGGCCAGCUUAGAGAAGCAGUCAUCUAAGCUUCGGGCAUCAAGGUGAGUGUUGAUGCGUUUGUGCAGGUCGAAUAAAUGCGGUUUCUGGGUCGCUCGCAAGCCUUCAAGGCGACCAACCAUGCGAUCCACAUCAAUAGCGGUACAGUGGCUACGUGUGAGACCACUCGAUCUUGCCCGCGUCUCGGCUUUUGGUCCAAUCAAAGGUCCCUCGAGGCUCAGGCGCAAUCGUAUAUGGCGAUCAAUCGGGUGCCCCUCCGCCUACAGCACCUGUGCAAGCCCGUUUCUGCAAUGCCAAGAAGCAGCUUCUGGUUGUCCCGCUGCCGCAUCUCGCAACUAGCUGCAUGCUGCAUCACGCUGCGGGCCAUCAAGCCUAGGCGUCACUCAAAGACUGCAUGCGACUUGGGCCCCCGAGCGGAAGUCUGGCCCCGAUCAGCAGCAGCACAAGGAGCGCACCGCUGGCGUGCACUUCCAGCACCGCGGGAGCGAGAAGCGCGAUCUCGAUUUGUUUCAGUCUCCGCAGCGGAAGGUAAUUUGCUCGUCCAGGGAUCGCAGCGUCAGGUACCACCAGUCACGAGUAAGGAUUGAGCCGGGACCAUUGUGCGAUUCACGGCUGGCGCAGUAGCCUGCAUUGCACCACAGCAGCAGCAGCUCGCAUAAAACAUCGGCUCCGCACUGGUGGAGGUGUGCGGCCUGGGUCAAGUGUAGCCAGGUGCUUCUACC